This is a messenger RNA of Bufo bufo (common toad), 617 nucleotides long. RefSeq names its product beta-2-microglobulin (gene B2M). Gene Ontology annotation, biological process: immunoglobulin production involved in immunoglobulin-mediated immune response; antigen processing and presentation of exogenous peptide antigen via MHC class II; peptide antigen assembly with MHC class II protein complex. The transcript has 4 exons. Gene Ontology annotation, cellular component: MHC class II protein complex. Gene Ontology annotation, molecular function: MHC class II protein complex binding. Lineage: Eukaryota; Metazoa; Chordata; Amphibia; Anura; Bufonidae. Bases 63 to 422 code for a protein of 119 amino acids. The record is from RefSeq and is a predicted model, not a curated record.
UAGUUUAUAUCUCAGCCCGGGGGAUCGCAACUCAGAAAGCGCUGAAGAGAAGGAGAGCGAGGAUGUGGAUCCCGGGGAGGACGAGCGCUGGGGCCCUGCUGCUGCUCGGUGUGGCCCUGACCCUGGCCGAGAUAAAAUCCCCGACAGUGAACGUCUACACGGCGACCCCGGUGGAGUACGGGAAGAAGAACACGCUCAUCUGCCAUUGCAGCGGUUUCCACCCCCCUCGUAUCGACAUGCGCCUGAAGAAGGACGGGCAGGACAUGGCGGACUGUCAGGAGAGCGACCUGGCCUUCGAACAAGACUGGACGUACUACCGCAGCAAGCACGCCGAGUUCACCCCCAAGGAGGGCGAGGUGUAUGAGUGCGAGGUGAAGCACGACGAGGGGAAGCCGCAGACCUACCGGCUCGAAACCUUCUGAUUCGCUUUGAAGAGCCGGGGAGUCGCCUUCAGUCCUCCACGAUUGCGCUUUUAUUGCCGUUCCUUCUGCCGCAGAUCAGCCGCUGACCCCCCCUCCUCCCGGAUCCUCCAGCAGCACACAGCUAUCGAUGGGUUAAUGCUUGCGCUUGGGGCCUGAAGUGCGAUUUCCCCCCGACAAUUAUAAUGAUAAACUCUC